AACUACAGCGAGUUGGCUUGUUUCGCGACCAUCUCGUUACACAACAGUUCAAGCAACAAGCAGAAGUGUUUGUCAUUUAAUUUUUUACGUAUCAGAUUCAUAACAAAUCAAGUUUUUAAAAUGUACUAGCUAAGGUGACAUUCAUCUGUCAAAAUGAUACUACCUACAGGAAGAAUAGUCGCACGACUAUCUCGUAAAUAUUGGCACACGACACAGAGAACAAUCACUACCCAUUAUACGAUAAAACCCAGAGAUAAAGAUCCAAGAUGGAAAGACGUCGAUAUGGAAAGAUACGAAGACGUAGCUGAUAUUGUCAUCGUUGGUGGAGGUCCAUCUGGUUUAUCAGCUGCCAUUCGUUUGAAACAACUAUGUAACGAGUUUAAUAAAGAUUACAGAGUAUGUGUGGUGGAAAAAGCUUCCGAAGUGAGUGGCCAUAUUCUAUCCGGCGCUGUAAUCGAAACGAAAGCUUUGGACGAAUUAUUCCCCAAUUGGAAAGAACUCGAUACACCUUUAAAAACACCAGUUCUCGAAGACAGUUUCGCAUACUUAACCGAAUCUAAACGUUUCAAUGUGCCAGUUUUCCCAGGAUUACCGAUGUAUAAUCAUGGGAAUUACAUUGUUAGGCUAGGCCAUUUUGUUAGAUGGCUUGGCGAACAAGCCGAACAAUUGGGAGUGGAAAUAUAUCCGGGAUGUGCGGCUGCUGAAAUAUUAUAUCACGAAGAUGGCUCGGUGAAAGGAGUAGCUACUGGAGAUGUAGGAAUUGCUAAGGAUGGAUCUCCGAAAGAUACUUUCGCUCGUGGUAUGGAAUUACACGCCAAAAUUACAAUUUUCGCCGAAGGUUGUCGUGGUCACCUGACGAAACAACUAGAACAAAAAUACAAUCUCAGGGAUCAAGCUGAAUCGCAGACGUACGGUAUCGGUAUUAAAGAAAUAUGGGAAAUUGAUCCGAGUAAACAUAAACCUGGCAGAGUUGAACAUACCAUUGGUUGGCCUUUGGAUAAAAACACUUACGGAGGAUCGUUUCUUUAUCACUUGAACGAACAAUCUCCGUUAAUAGCCGUCGGCUUUGUUAUUGGACUAGAUUAUACGAAUCCUUAUCUAAGUCCUUUCAAAGAAUUCCAAAGAUUUAAGCACCAUCCUUCGGUAAAAUCCACCUUGGAAGGCGGUACCAGAAUCUCGUACGGUGCCAGAGCUUUGAACGAAGGAGGAUUCCAAGCUAUACCUAAGCUAACCUUCCCUGGCGGAUGCUUGAUCGGUUGCACUGCUGGAUUUUUGAACGUACCUAAAAUUAAAGGUACUCAUAAUGCGAUGAAAUCAGGAAUGCUGGCGGCAGAAUCAGCGUUCGAAGAAUUAUCCAGUGAAAAGUCUUCCCCUACGAUUGGUAUUGAACCGACUCAAUACGAAGAAAAGAUCCGUUCCAGCUGGAUUUGGAAAGAAUUGAAACAAGUUCGAAACGUUCGACCAUCGUUCCACACCAGCCUUGGUUUAUGGGGAGGAAUUUGUUACUCAGGGUUCAGUAUUAUUGCCAACGGUAUCGAACCAUGGACCUUUAAAUUAGGAAAACCUGAUAAUCAAAGGCUGAAACCAGCUACCGAAUGUACGCCGAUUGAGUACCCCAAACCGGACGGAGUGAUCAGUUUCGACUUACUGUCUUCGGUGGCGUUGACCGGAACCAAUCACGAGGGUGAUCAACCUGCUCAUCUAACAUUGAAAAAUGAUGACGUUCCAGUUGACGUUAAUUUGAAACUUUACGAUGGCCCUGAGGGUAGAUUUUGUCCAGCUGGAGUCUACGAAUACGUCCCUUUGGAAGAUGGUAGUGGCGAAAGGCUGCAGAUAAAUGCGCAAAAUUGUAUUCAUUGUAAAACCUGUGAUAUUAAGGAUCCCACUCAGAAUAUUAACUGGGUUGUACCUGAAGGAGGCGGUGGACCUGCUUACGAUGGAAUGUGAAACGAAGUUCUGCCAAAUGUGAUAUUUUAUUUUUAAAAGUCUGAAUUUCAAUUUUACGUUUCAUAGGGUUUUUUUUUGUAGUAUUGCGUGUGUGAAAAGACGUUCAUUUUAUUGGAAUUAAAAAAUUUGUUACGUAUGGAA
Molecule: messenger RNA, 2088 nt
Organism: Planococcus citri (citrus mealybug)
Lineage: Eukaryota; Metazoa; Arthropoda; Insecta; Hemiptera; Pseudococcidae
Gene: Etf-QO
Product: electron transfer flavoprotein-ubiquinone oxidoreductase
Exons: 11
Coding region: 154-1947 (597 amino acids)
Biological process (GO): electron transport chain
Cellular component (GO): mitochondrial inner membrane
Molecular function (GO): iron-sulfur cluster binding; electron-transferring-flavoprotein dehydrogenase activity
Source: RefSeq, a predicted model, not a curated record